UCUUUUUUGUCCCCAAUUACCAUCUUCUUCGCCGCCUCUCUCUCCUCGCCCCCCAUUCCCAACCUCCUCCUCUCGAGCUUUCUCUCCUUCCUUUCGUUCUCUUCGUUCCAAUUAGCACGUACCAUCUCAUCUCCCGUUCCAUAAUCCAUUUUAACAAUCUCUUAUACAGGUCUUUUUAAUCGCAUCCGCCGCCACCCGCCACCGUUGUUUAUUCAGGCGACGAGGAGGCGAAGAACCAUGGCGCCCCAUCUCUUCGCCUGCUUCGGCACGUCCUCGAGGAGAGCCGUGCACGAGAAGCAAGUGGCCACGGCCGACAUGUCGGCCGAGGAGCAGAGGAGGGGAGGCGCCGUGCUGGUGGAGCUGUUCUCGUCGCAGGGCUGCGCCACCUCGCCGGAGGCGGAGGUGCUGAUAUCGAGGCUGGGGCGGGGGGACUUCGAGCUGGAGGCGCCGGUGAUCGUGCUGGCGCACCACGUGGACUACUGGGACUACGUGGGGUGGAAGGACCCGUUCGGGUCCAGCCGGAGCACCGUCCGGCAGAAGGCGUACGUGGAGGCGCUGCGGCUGGACACCAUGUUCACGCCGCAGGCGGUGGUCCAGGGGCGGGCCCAGUGCGUCGGCACGGAUCAGGAGGGUCUCCUCUCCGCCAUCGCCUCCGCGCCUCGAUUCCCCGCUCUGACGUUCAAGGCAACGUUCCAGAGGCCAUCCCCGGACACCUUGCAAGUCACCCUCGCCGGAGCACUCAGGAGCAAAGUCGACAGCCAAGGCGUCAAUAUCAUGGUGGCGCUCUACGAGAGCGGGCUGGUCACCGACAUCCCCAAGGGCGAGAACAAGGACCGAGUGUUGUCCAAUGACUUCGUCGUCCGGCGGCUGGAGAAGCUCUGUGCCGUCAAGGACGUUUCGGCCAAGAAGACGGUCUCGGGGACCGUGAGCUUCCCAUUGUGGGAGGGCUUCAACAGCAGCAAGUGCGGCAUGGCCGUCUUUGUCCAGAAUAGCGGUCAUCAGAUUUUUGGGUCGCAGAACUUUUCCUUGCCGCACAAUGUAUGAGAGAGCGAGAGAGAGAGAGAGAGAUUGGAUCGGUCGUUCGUCAUUCGUUUGGUU
Messenger RNA from Eucalyptus grandis, 1098 nucleotides. RefSeq lists its product as uncharacterized. The coding region runs from base 238 to 1044 and encodes 268 amino acids. Lineage: Eukaryota; Viridiplantae; Streptophyta; Magnoliopsida; Myrtales; Myrtaceae. The record is from RefSeq and is a predicted model, not a curated record. The transcript has 2 exons.